Messenger RNA from Rhipicephalus microplus (southern cattle tick), 447 nucleotides. RefSeq lists its product as uncharacterized. Gene Ontology annotation, molecular function: CoA-ligase activity. NCBI's taxonomy places the organism in Eukaryota, Metazoa, Arthropoda, Arachnida, Ixodida, Ixodidae. The record is from RefSeq and is a predicted model, not a curated record.
GUCGUGGACGUGAGCACGCGUGAAAAGCUCGGCCCGCACCAGAUCGGGGAAAUUUGCUUUCGAACACCAUCUACUAUGGUGAGAGGAUACUUCAAAAGGCCACGUGAAUCUGCUGAGCUCUUCGACGAAGAAGGCUGGAGCAAGUCGGGUGACGCUGGGUACUACGACCAUGAUGGUCAGCUAUACUUCUGCGAACGCCUCAAGCAAAUGGUAAAGUGCAUGGACUGUCAAGUUUUUCCAUCCGAGAUUGAAGAACUGCUGCUCCGCGUACACACCACAUAUAUCACCGAAGUUUCUGUCGUAGGGCUUUCGCACUCAGAGUACGGAGAAGCUCCAGCCGCGGCCAUCGUUCUCACAGAAGAAGGCAAGAAGCAAGACAUCGCCACUCUCGUGGCUGAGAUAAAGACUACUGUUUCAAGUAAGCAAGCUCGAGAGACCAUGCCAUGA